AUGGCGGUUGCCGAGUCCUUGAUAGAGUUGAAGAGGAAGGACUCGUUUAAACCAAAGGUAAAGAAAUACGAAGGUAGUGACAAAGGUGGUGGAGAUAGGGGAAAAUCUUCCACCAAGGAUGGUAAGGCUUCAUAUAAAGACAAGGGCAAAUGGAAGAAGGAAGACAGGCGUAGUUCUUCCCCGAGAAAGCUUGCCUGCUUCAUAUGCGACGGACCUCAGCGGGUAUAUGAUUGUCCAAAGCGAGGAAAGCUUGGGGCGCUAGUGAUUACCGAAGAGGAAAGGCAAGAAGAAGAGCGAAGACUUGCUUCCCUUCGACUCCUUAAUGCUAUCCAAGCCAAAGUGGAGCAAAAGCCUCAUAGGCGAAUGUACGUGGAGACCAAUAUCGGAGGCAGGAGUAUUCAAGCCAUGGUGGACACUGGAGCUGACACGGUAUACAUGGCGAAAGAGGUGGCUGACUCUAUUAAGCUGCCUUACAAGAAGGAAAAGGGCUUCAUUAAAGGGGUGAACGCAAAGAGAUUACCUAUCAUUGGCGUUGCGAGAGGAACUAACAUCCGAAUAGGCCAAUGGCAAGCUCUCAAAAGGGGUAAAAAGGAAGGAGCCAACCUUCCUAGCAACCCUUAAAGUGGAAGAAGGU
Messenger RNA from Ricinus communis (castor bean), 634 nucleotides. RefSeq lists its product as uncharacterized. Gene Ontology annotation, biological process: proteolysis. NCBI's taxonomy places the organism in Eukaryota, Viridiplantae, Streptophyta, Magnoliopsida, Malpighiales, Euphorbiaceae. The record is from RefSeq and is a predicted model, not a curated record. Bases 1 to 621 code for a protein of 206 amino acids. The transcript is spliced from 2 exons. Gene Ontology annotation, molecular function: aspartic-type endopeptidase activity.